AUGGGGCCAGCGGGCGGCAGCCUGCUGCACCCCAGCCCCAGGCCACCAUCAGCAGCGGGUGCUGGGAAAGGGCUGGGGCGCGGCUGCCGAGGGGCCUUCACGGGGCUGGCGCCAGUCAGGAGCACAAGCCACAGUGGCCCUGGAGGCACCCACAGGACUCGGGCUCUGCCAGGGGGCCGGCCUCUCCCGGACACUGAGGCGUCUUCCCUGGGGCCUCCAUUCAGGACCCAGAUCCUCCAGGCUGGAACCCCCCAGCAGAGGUCUUCCCUCCCGGAACAGGGUCUCAGACGGAACCACCCGUACUUUCCCAGACGCGCUGGCUGGGCCUUCUCUCGGGAGACUCGUGGAUCGGAGCCCCGUGGAGCGCCCGCGCCGCACAGGCUGCAGGACGGCCGGAGGUGCCCGCGGCUCCACGCAGCCCAGCUCCCUGGGCCCGGUGCGCCGGCGAGAACAGCCGCCUACGGCCCCGGCCGCGAGCCCGGGCGGCCACGAGCCGAGCGAAGCGGCAGGCGUCGAGCGAAGCCGCAGCCGGACGCCGCUCGGUGCACGAGGCUCGGCAGGACGCAGCAGGCUGCAGCGGCGGAGCCCCCGAGGCUCGGCGCCGCGCUCGCGCCCCGCCUGCCGUCCCGCACGAGGCGGCCGCCGCCAAAGGCCGUCGGACCAGCGUCCUCGAGCCGGAGCUGCCGCGGCCCCGCAAGGAAAAGCGGGAAGACGAGGCGCGCGCGGACGGCGACCCGCACUCGGCGGCUCCGGCCGCGCCUCCGCCCUCUGCUCGCUCUGCGGCCUCGGCGGGGACACAGCCCGACACGCCACACGGCCCGGCGCGCCCCGGCUGCACGCGUGGCCGCAGAUCCAGCCGACUGUCCGCGCGGCGCCCGCGCUCCAGGCUGCGGCCGCUCCCUCGGCAGCGGGUCCGUCACCAACCCCGGCGCGCGCGGGGACCCCCAGCGCAGCGGCGUCUUCACGUCGGAAACCCCAGGCCCACGCGGGACGCGCAGCGUGGCGGGGUGCGGCCGCGCGGGCCAACGGGCAGGCGCACGGAGCCCGGCUCUCGCCCAGCGCAGCGGCCGUUCGUCCGCGGAGCCUCCGCGCCCCGUGCGGGUCUCGUGCGGAGAAGCGCGGCGGCCGGACCGUGCGUCCCCGCACCGCGUGCCCGGGACCCCCGGGGCCGAGCGCAGCUCCCGGGAGCACUUUCCUCUCCAGACGCGGCCUCUCCUCGGCGCCGACCGGAACGCGGCUUCCUCUUCCUCGCGCGUCCCCGACGCCGACCCGGUCCUCCCGGCCCCGAACUUGGCCACGACGGCGCGGACGAGCGAGCGCUGUUCGCGGGAGGAGCGGCACGGGGGGCCCUGCUGGGGCGCACCCGCUUCGCUCAACGGCGUCGCAGAAACGGUGCGCGGGACCCCGUUAGAGCGAACUCCGGAACAACUUCCCGUUUUCUCGGCGGAGACGCGCGGCCGGAGCUGCCCCGCGGCCGGAGCUGCCCCGCCGCCGGCCCGGCAGACUCGCGCGCAGAGCGGGGCGCGCGCGGGGGGUCACCGCACCCGGGAAAGCGCAGGGGCCGCAGGAAGGGGCCGCAGGAAGGGGCCGCAGGGGCCAGGCGCCCUCCAGCAAUGGGGGCGGGGCGGUGCCGCGCACGGCAAAGGGCGAAACGAGACCCACCGAGUCCGGGUCCGGGUCCGGGCUCGGAGGGACAACAGCGACGGGAAGGCGCAACCUCCAUUCGCGUCUCACCCGCGAAGUCCCGCCCGGCCCAGGGCCGCGGCGGCCGCGCUUCCCGGACACGCGCUUCCCGGGACCCCGACCCGCCGCGGCGGCUCUUCCUGGAAACGCGCGGGCGGUCGCGCGCGCUCGGCCCUCGGGCGCCUCGCGGGGGCGGACGGAGCGCGGGGGGCCGACCGCGGAGCGCACGCCGGCCCCGCGCGGCCCCCCACAGCCCCGGCCCCCGCCCGGCCCCGGCGCACAACUUUCGGGCGCUCGCGGCGCUUCGUCCACAGACCGCCGCCGUCCGGAAAACGCGUCUCGGGCGCGACCCGCCUGGCCCGCGCGCGCCAGCUGUCAGCCGGGGGGCCCGGGGUCCCAGGGGUGCGGGCCGGCCCCGGCGAGGCGGGCCCCGCGGCCGAGGCGGGCGGCCCGGGCGGAGUCCAGGCCCCACGGGAGGCCGCGCCCGCGCCCCCGAAGGCGACCCCGGCCCGGCGCGCGCCGCGUCGCGGCGACCCCGGCCACCGCACCCCACCCCACCCUCCCGGCCCCGCGGCCCGACCCCGCCUGGCCCCGCCCCUCGCCCGCCUCCCCCUCCAGCCCCGACCCCCGACGGCGCGCCAGGACGGCCGGGCCCGGGGCGCGAGCUCCGGCCGAGGCACAGCCCGCCCCGCCGCCCGCCGCGCACUCACCGCGGGCGCGGGGCUCGGGGCGGCGCAGCUCCCGCCCGCCUGCGGACGACGGCCGGCGCGGGCGGGCGCUCCCAUUCAUUAG
Molecule: messenger RNA, 2475 nt
Organism: Mustela lutreola (European mink)
Lineage: Eukaryota; Metazoa; Chordata; Mammalia; Carnivora; Mustelidae
Product: collagen alpha-1(I) chain-like
Exons: 2
Coding region: 1-2475 (824 amino acids)
Source: RefSeq, a predicted model, not a curated record